UACAUAUAAAACUGGAAGAUUCGAACAAAGGCGGCGUUUACUCAACGCCUACAGAUUUCCACGGUUUUUAAAAGUAAGAGGGAGCGUUAGUAGUGAACCCAUAGAGAAGCCAGAAUUCCUCCGCUCGUCCACUCCUCGCAAUCAAACUUUCCAAGAGAAUCGCAAUAGCUCCUAUUGCAAUUGAAAUGGGAAGCUCCAAGACUGGGGUUACCGACUCAUCCGCCACUGAAUCCGACGGCGCCGUCACCAAGACCGAUUCUGACGUGGACAUUGACGACGACGGCGACUGCGAUUUCGAUUAUCCUCCUAACACCGAUUCUUGCCCCUUCCUCGAAGGAGAAAAGGUCCUUGCUUUCCAUAACCUUUGCGUUUACGAAGCCAAGGUGAGAAAAAUUGAAUACCGGGGGAAGGAGUGGAGCUUUCUUGUUCAUUAUCCUGGCUGGAGCAAAAAUUGGGAUGAAUGGGUUGGCAUGGAUCGUUUGAUGAAGUUCACGGAGGAGAAUGUGCAGAAACAAAAGGGCCUCAACAAGAAGCAGUUCUUAGAGAAGAAUACAAAGCUACCACGUUCUUCGCUGAUUAAACCAAAAAGUUCCAAUGCAGUUGCAUCUAGUCUUAUUCAUUUAAAAAGAAAAAAAAGAAAACUGGUUCGCUGCAAUCUGCAAAUAUUGGGAAGAGCCAAGAAGCGAAAGAAUGACUCCAUUAAGGAGAAGGGCACAAUACCCUUGGACAAGCUUGUGAACAUCCAACUUCCACCACCACUGAAGAAGCAAUUGGUUGAUGACUGUGAAUUUAUUACUCAUUUAGGCAAGCUUGUAAAACUUCCACGUACCCCAAAUGUUGAUGACAUUUUGAGGAAGUAUCUUGAUUACAGGUUGAAGAAGGAUGGCUUGAUAGCUGAUUCACUCAGAGAAAUUCUGAAAGGGUUACAUCGUUACUUCGACAAAGCAUUGCCAGUGAUUCUUUUAUACAAAAGUGAGCGUCAGCAAUAUGACGAAGCAAUUUCUGAUGAUGUCUCUCCAUCUACUGUUUAUGGUGCUGAACAUCUGUUGCGCCUCUUUGUUAAGUUGCCUGAGUUAUUGUACUAUGCCAACAUUGAAGAGGAGACAUUGAUGGAGCUGCAGCAAAAAUUGGUCGACUUUCUAAAGUUCUUACAGAAGCAUCAGAGUGCAUUUUUCCUCUCAACUUACCAUGUACCGGAAGAUGUUGAAACGAGCACAAACAAAGAAGAUGACUAGGUCAGAGAUGUUUGUACAUAACUCACUUAAAAAAAAAAAAUGAAAUUUUGUACAUAGUAUCGAUUAUACCAUAGAACAACAGCUUUAGGUUGGUGUCUUCUAAAUCUAUUUUCCAGGAUUUGAAAAUUUGGAAACAAGAUGUCUGUGCUUCAUGUUAAUCCUCCUUUGUAAAUGAGAGAUAUCCAACUGUAACUAUAAUAGAAAUAUGAUGAAGGAAAGCGGGGCAAUUACGGUUGA
Molecule: messenger RNA, 1472 nt
Organism: Alnus glutinosa
Lineage: Eukaryota; Viridiplantae; Streptophyta; Magnoliopsida; Fagales; Betulaceae
Product: protein MRG1-like
Exons: 11
Coding region: 186-1235 (349 amino acids)
Biological process (GO): regulation of DNA-templated transcription; chromatin organization
Cellular component (GO): histone acetyltransferase complex; nucleus
Source: RefSeq, a predicted model, not a curated record